AUGACCAGUGCUCCUUCAGUUCUCCCGCUCGAAGCAACCUCAUUUGCAGUUCGAGAAUAUGUUUCUCACAUACUUUAUAGUGAUUACGAUGUCCCAAAGUAUGAGGUCGAGGACCUGGCCGCGCAAUGGAAAUAUGGUCGCGGGUCAGAGCUCAAAACCUUUGACGUCGAUACCUCCCACCCACUCACUCACCCGUGGACCUACCCAGUAAUCCAAUCCAAUCCACUCAACUCUAACUCUCACACCCAGGCUAAACCGACGCACGCACACACGUUGCGUGAAGUCUGUGCCCAUCCAUACUUCGACAUGUUCGCAACUUUAACUUCAAUUUUUGCAACUCUAUUUCUCACGAGGGUUGCGAAAUCGAAUGGAAGGGAGUGGAAAAUCGCUCAUAUUGUGGAUUAUCGUGGAGAAAGAAGGUAG
Botrytis byssoidea is the source of this 423-nucleotide messenger RNA. RefSeq lists its product as uncharacterized. The transcript has 2 exons. Lineage: Eukaryota; Fungi; Ascomycota; Leotiomycetes; Helotiales; Sclerotiniaceae. Bases 1 to 423 code for a protein of 140 amino acids. The record is from RefSeq and is a predicted model, not a curated record.